Messenger RNA from Solenopsis invicta (red fire ant), 1019 nucleotides. Its product is annotated as integrator complex subunit 12-like. The record is from RefSeq and is a predicted model, not a curated record. Lineage: Eukaryota; Metazoa; Arthropoda; Insecta; Hymenoptera; Formicidae. The coding region runs from base 142 to 726 and encodes 194 amino acids. The transcript has 2 exons.
UUUUUCUUUAAAAAUCAUCUGUUUAAUAAUUAAAACGUAAAAUUUUAUGAAACAUUUAGAAGCCAAACCAGAAUACAGAUGCCCGAAAGACAUUUUGCGUUUGGUCAAUCGAAUAAAAUCUAAAGACAUCAGCUUCGAAGAAUGUACGAUAGUGCGUCUGACAUCGACGAAAAUUUCUUUGACGCAUUAGCGUUGUUGCAUUCGACUAAGCAAGACAGUACGGAGAAGCUUCGUCGGAUGCUGGAUGCCUGCAUCGAAAGAAAGUACGGUCCUGAAAAGACUUUAGCCGUCAGAAUGCCAAAACGAUUUUUGCAAAACGAGUCUGUUCUUCUAAUGCAAACUUCGAAUAACCGUAUAAUGCAAGGACGUAACGCAAUAAAAUCCGAGAUCUGGAACAGUGAUCUUGAGAUUAUUUCUCUCCUUGAAGCUGACGAAGCCGAGAACAUUGAGACGUCUGACAUAAAAGUGUUUGAGGUCGAUUACGAAGAAUGUUGCGAGGACGAAGAAGGCAUUCCUAGGAUCUCGAUUCCUGACGAAGGAUCCGCCGAUGGGACCGUGUGCAAGAUCUGUAACGGUGCUAAACUGGAACCUCUAAUCUUGCUGGAGUACCAAGAGUGUCAAGAAACUUAUCAUUCACUGUGCCAUCAACCUCCGAUCAUCGACAUUGAUGUUUACGAUCCUAGAUUUGUGUGGCGGUGCAGACGAUGUUUCGAAUCCCAUCAGUGACUCCUGCGAAGGUUAAAAUCAUGGGAAAGGAGCCCGUGGAAAAAAUUCGAAGAAAUAGCAAUAUGGUCAAAGAGAUUUCAAAUAUUUUUAGGUUGUGAAUAUCUGAAAAAAAAGCUAGUGAUUUGUUGCCGAAAAAUGGUAAAGUUUGGAAAUGACACAGACAAAUGCGCAAAAAUUUUUCUAAUUAUAUCCUAUGAUAUAUUUCUAAAUUCAAAUGUGUUGCACAAGACAGAUGGAUAGAGAGAAUUAUGUAUACAAAUAUAUCUACUUUUUCUUAACCACAGAAAUUGAAA